This is a messenger RNA of Ophidiomyces ophidiicola, 678 nucleotides long. RefSeq lists its product as uncharacterized. The coding region runs from base 1 to 678 and encodes 225 amino acids. Gene Ontology annotation, molecular function: carbonate dehydratase activity; zinc ion binding. Gene Ontology annotation, cellular component: cytoplasm. The record is from RefSeq and is a predicted model, not a curated record. The transcript is spliced from 2 exons. Gene Ontology annotation, biological process: cellular response to oxidative stress; cellular response to carbon dioxide. Lineage: Eukaryota; Fungi; Ascomycota; Eurotiomycetes; Onygenales; Onygenaceae.
AUGGCCACCCCUAAGGUCCAAGUCAAUGCGCCGGACGCAUUCCAAAAGGCCCUGGUCAGAAACAGUGAAUGGGCCUCAAAGACGGGCGAGGAGCAUCCCCUCCUCUUCCCUAAGCUGGCAUCAGGACAGCACCCUGAGAUUCUCUGGAUCGGCUGCGCCGAUUCGCGUUGCCCUGAGACCACCGUCCUCGGCCUCCAGCCCGGGGACGUCUUCGUCCACCGCAACAUCGCCAACGUCAUCCAACACAACGACCUCAGCUGCGCCAGCGUAAUCGACUACGCAGUCAUCUAUCUCAAAGUCAAGCACAUUAUCAUCUGCGGCCACACGUCCUGCGGUGGUGUCGCCGCGGCGCUGUCCAACACGAAGCUAGGUCUCAUCGACACGUGGCUGAUGCCCCUCCGCCGGAUCCGUGAGCAAAACCUUGAUGAGUUCAAACAUCUGGAUGCGGCCGAGGCGGCUGUCAAAUUGGCUGAGAUCAACGUUCAUCAUGGCUUGCGAGUGCUCAAGGAGAACAGUGCCGUCAUGGAUGCGAUUCAAGAGCGCGGGCUCAAGCUCCAUGGGCUUAUCUACGAUGUUGGCAGCGGCAAACUACGAGAACUCGAUACUGACGAGCCACUGGAUUUAAUCAGUAAACGAUUGGCUGCAUUUAGAACGGUUGCUGCCGGCGAUGCAAAAUGA